Molecule: messenger RNA, 2667 nt
Organism: Exophiala spinifera
Lineage: Eukaryota; Fungi; Ascomycota; Eurotiomycetes; Chaetothyriales; Herpotrichiellaceae
Exons: 1
Coding region: 1-2667 (888 amino acids)
Source: RefSeq, a predicted model, not a curated record
AUGGGAUUUUGGCCGUUCGGUGGACGGAAGAACGCCCGCGACACCCGACCACAUCUUCAACGGCCGCAUACAUUCGGCGCAAAAGAGGAAAAGGACCUGACGGUAAGGUCAGGCUCAGAAAGUGCCGAAGAGAGGGGAAAUAUGGCGCGCAAUCAGAACGCUCGAAGUCCGGAUGACAGACCCCGGAGGCUGUCGAAGCAAAGACUUCCUAAGAACGUGUCGCGGGGCCAGACUGCUCCAGUAAGCGGUCCUGCUUCGGAGACGUGGAAUGGGAGAAGAAGCUCGGCCAUCGAACCAAGAGCGCAUCAAGGACAAGAAGGGUACUCCCAAGACCCUACUUCUCCGUUGAGUGUUGGGUCGGAGGAGUUUACAGCCUUGCCGCAGGCUCCGACACUGUUGGCCAGACGUGGCACGUACGAUCCGACUUUGACGCGGAGGAAAUCAAGCAAGAGGAAAGCGGAGGACUAUGCUCGGGAGCGAGAGAUUCGCGCCAUGAGCUCCCCAGAGUAUAGACUGAAACGACCGGCAUCUUACUCGGGCUCCGGGCCAUUACGUCGCGAUACACAGAACAUCCCUGGAGAUUUCAACCGCCGGCUCCAAAGACCCAAUUCCAAGGUCUCGUUGCCACUACCUGAAGUGAUACAAGAUGCCGAAGAUUUUGAGAACCAGGGGUCGUUCAAGGUGGGAAUUUUGGCCGCUUUGACACCUCGGCCGACUCUCACCUAUGUCAGUAAUCCUCGCUCAUCGACCGGUAAGCAACCCGCAAGAUUAAAGCCUUCGGUCCAGGAAGCCAUUGAGGAAGAAGCCCCUUCCUCCAGAAAGCGCAUCGACGAGCUCGCGGAUGACCUAGAUGCCGGUGCUCUGAGAGAAUUAAUGGAUCGAGAUCGAAGACGGCACGAAAGGAAGAAAGCCGCCGACCGAGAACGUUUACAGCGGAAGCUACAACGCAAAGCUGAUCGACAGCGAGAGGAGGAAUUGAGGGGCCGUCCUAUCGCAGCAUCAUCUACCGGAUCUGCAGACCUCGGCACCGAAGCCGAAGAGCAGAGAGGUCGGAGGCUUCGUGAUCGGAGUGCAGGUAGUUUAGAAAUGGACGGAACUGCUGCGCCACGCAUUGACCAAGAACGACCAGUCAAUCCCUUCAAAGAAGACCCUUUGCGUGGGAACGAUUUUAGUUCUUCUCAGAAGAGGCCCCCAAAUCGCAUUAGAAACCCAUUCGAGGAUGAGAAGGAAGUUGACAUCAUGCAAGACCCCUCCACUCAGGACGAGGACGAAGGCUCCGUCGUACCAGUUAGAUCACCUCUCCGGACUAUAUCACCACUAAAAACACAGGUCAACCAACAGCCUCUGCAGGCUGCGACCAUCUCGCCACCUACCUCUCCGGUUCAUCAACCCUCCGACCUCCACAGCUUGUCUCAGACAUCUGGACUCACGCGCAAGAUUACCCCCGAUGUCCUAGAACAAGAACCUACUCUUCGGCGAGCUUCGGAUCAAAGCAGUCAACAACAGCAAAUCAGCUCGUGGACAAACUUCUUCAAGCGUGGAACCAGGCGAAAGCCGAGUGCAGCAAAGCGUGGCAGAAGUACGCCUUCAGAGUUCUCUAACACCUCUCGUGAGUCGUUUGUCCGCAAGCAGCAGCCCCCUCCAGUUGUUGUUCCGCGUACAUUCAGAAAAUCCAACUCGACAGGAGUUCCUCAACGAACAAUGUCCAGAUUUCGAGAAGACCUCCCAGAGUUUCCUAUCUCCCCGCCAGACUCGCGUGUGCAGUCUCCCGAGGCUAUCACCUCGGCUCAAGCGAUUGGUGGCCAACAUACUGUUCCUCCGUCGCAUUCUGGAACGCAGGACGCCAUGAGUCUGGCCACCACCUCCAGCAAUCCCGCGAUGGAAGUCCAGCAGUUACAAAGUGGGGAAAGAGAUGCUAGCGCGGCACCCGUCUCUGGGGUCGUAUUAUCUCAGUCUCUUGCGUCAGUCGACUCGGAAGGCUCAUGGCUCUCUGGUAAACCUGCCAAGAGGAUGUCUGGUGGCGUGAGCCAUCCACUCCGUCAAAGUGUUUCUUCAAUAACCCCAAAUGCUGUCCCCGGCAGUUUUGAGACCGAGGAAGAAGAGCUCGCGCAUGACGAAUAUUACAACAGACUAACUCCAGCACCUGCUGCCCGCCGGGAUUCCGGAGGAUCAGUUGGGCGCAGGGCAAGUAGCAACAUCAUCGAUUUGGAACGAGAACGACAGCACAGCCCUAUUCCAGAUGUUCCACCCGUUCCUGCCGUUCGAGGUGGUGACGAGACCUGGCACGCCGGUCUUGGACGACAGGCUACUGUGGUGCGUCAAGCUUCAAGAGCUAAAUCCCGUGAAGGACUUUUGAAGGAUUACGGUGCGGAGUCAUCCGACGGAUCUCGAAGGCCUAGUUUAGAUGGAGAUGACGAAGCUAGCGACGGCGAGAUGCUCGAGGCACUAAUACCCGGGACGGAACUGGCAGGAGCACCAAUUCUACGAGCACGAAGCGUGGAGUACAAAGGCCAUGCUCGGCAGAUCAGUGCCGGGAGUGCAAAAUUACUGAAUAUCCGAAGAGCAUCGUCUGUGUCACAAGCCAGUACAGCUCAACGAAGCCCGGGUUUGGCUCCUAAGAAGACGAUGCUUGAAAAUCGAUCACAAUCACCUCCCAGACAGCCCUAG